GUUUGGGAGGUUCUCUCUCCGAAUCGCUCAUUCUCUUACGCCGCCGCCCUAGUGCGUGCGCAGAUCGCCACCGCAGUCUCUCCUUUUUGAACUCAUCUGUGUCGCGCCUGCGAACCCUCUAUUGUCUACGUGCGCCGUCGCCCGGGGCUAGGGCAAGCCGCCGCUCCCGGCCUUGUUUCCUCUCCCUCUUGCCUCUCUGCCUGCUCACGCAGCACCUCCGACGACGCUUGCGAGGCCUUCGCGUCGCCGCUGCUCGGAGAUAGGUGCUAGCCAAGCUGCCAGGGACCUUUUUUCCCUCAUGCACCAGUCCAGCGCCGUCGCUUGACACCUGCGCAUCCCCAAUCGAUGCCUGCACGCGCCCAGCGCUGCUGCUGGACGCCCGCGCAGCUUGGCGCCGUCGGCCGGUUCUUAUGCACCCUGGAGCUGGUCGCCUGAUCCUCACGCGCACGUGACUACCGCCGCCUCUGUGCCCUUGGGCACAGCCGUCGCCGCCUGCUGCCUUGUAUCCGAGGCAUGCCCGCGAUCAGGGCUUGUCUCGCGGCCAGCGAAGCUUGCCUAGCGGCGGGUCAACCUCGGGCCGGGUGUGACACCCCUCGCUUUCUCAUUGCAUUUUGCCUUCCAGGUUACCUUGCCCCCAGUCAACAACCCCAUCAACAUCUCCUUGACAGCCAGCUCAUCAACCAUCCAGUGAUGGCUAGUUAUUCGACUUCUCUUCUGAUCGUGGCUAGCGAGAAGUUCCAUCAUACUAUUCGGACAAUUUGCUCUGAUCUCAGAAAUAUGCACCUUGUUCAAGAAACCUGUAAUUUCGUCUCCCGAUUCUUCUCACAGGCAGCUGAUUUAUUCAAUCACCAGAGGGGUUUUGAGCAAUCACUUUCUGUUGUUGAAAGCCAAGAUGAUGAACUGACAAUUGAUGAACCAUGCAGAGUUAGUAUUAAAGGAUGGAUCACAAAAGGAGGCAAGCAAAAUCGUUCUAAGCAUAAUUAUGACCCACCUGCUGUUUUCAAUGUGCUGGAUACAGUAGUUGUGCAUACUAUGGAGAGACUGAAAAAAUUAAGGGAAAGCAUUACAAUUGUCAGUAGAGAUAACUUGUAUGAAGGCAUUAGCAAUGUUAUGAGUUUUGAAACUGAUGAUUGUGCAUUAAUUAGGACAUUGUGCACUGAAGGAAAAGUUUUAGUUGCCUUUUGGCUCCAUAAUGCAUUAAUUAUGAAAAGGGUUGCUCCAGAUCUGCACACAUACAACUUCCUAAUUAAUGGGCUUUGUAAGACUGGUGACUUAUCUAAUGCAACUUGGCUUCUUGAUGCUAUGAAGAAUAUGGGUGUAUUUCCUAAUCAUAUUACAUACAAUACCCUAAUUGGUGGUUAUUGUUGUUGGGAUAGUGUGGACAGGGCUCUUGAUCUUGUCUCUUCCAUGAUACAGAGUGGAGUAAGACCUAAUGUAGUUACUUACAAUAUACUUGUUCAUGCUUUGUGCAAUAGAGGUCUUUUGGAUGAUGCAACAAAACUUCUCACAAAUAUACUAAAGGAGCAUGAGUCUGCAAAUAUAGUGACAUCAACAAUACUCAUGGAUGGACACAUCAAAAAGGGUGAUACAAUGCAGGCACACAAUAUUUGGGCUGAAACAUCGAGAGAAGGUAUCAAAGUUGAUCAAAUUGCAUAUAAUGUUUUGGUUAAUGGAUUUUGUUUGAUGGAUAAUAUGAAACUUGCUUAUAGAUAUAUUUCGGAAAUGCUCAAAAAGGGUUUUGUUCCAGAUGUGAUUACCUAUAAUACUGUUAUGAGUGGUCUAUUUAAAAGUGGGUUUGUUGCUGAAGCUUGUGAUGUAUACCAUAAGAUGUCUCUUUCUGGUGUUUUGGCUGACAGAAUCUCACACAGGUUAAUUGUUAGAGGUCUUUGUCAGCAGGGAGAUGUCUUACAGGCCGCAAUGAUUUUGGGAGAAAUGUUAAAUCAUGCUAUAGUCCCUGAGCCUCAUAUUUGGAAUCUGAUCAUCGAUGGCUAUGGAAGAUUUGGCAAUAUUGCCAAUGCUUAUUCAGUUAAAAAUAUGAUGAUUGCGACAGGUGUGACUCCAAACAUCUUCACAUUUAAUGCACUUAUCCACGCUGAAAUCAAAGGAGGGAAAUUAAAGCAUGCUUUAAUGCUGAAGAAGGAGAUGCUCAAUUAUGGGCUUGUUCCUGAUGUUGUUACUUUUAACUUGUUUAUUAGUGCUGCAUGCAAUAUGGGUUAUACUCAUUUAGCCAGAAAACUGAUCCAUGAAAUGUUGAGCAGAGGGUAUCAACCUGAUAUAAUUAGUUAUACAGAAUUGAUUAGAGGUCUUUGUUUAAAGGGAAAAAUCCAGGAAGCUCAACAAGUUUUCAAGAAGGUACAGGAAUCUGGCAUAGUCAUCGAUCAUGUGCCAUUUCAUAUUCUUAUUAAAUCGUAUUCAAAGGCUGGAAUGCUGGUUGAAGCUCUUGAUCUCUAUGAGAAAAUGACUGAAAAAGGUUUAGUGGGUCGUUAUUCUACGUACAAUUCCUUAUUUAUUGCACUUCGAAAGGGAGGAUAUCUCAUGGAAGCAAGCCAAGUAUAUGAACGAAUGGAUAAACUUCUGCAGCAUAGAUGUUUGUAUGGCCAACUAUGACGAGCGCUUUCAAAGGGAAGUAUGAGGAGUUGGGGGUUGAUAUGUAUAUGCAACAGUUGAUACUCGUCAUUUAUUUGCAUCUUUCACCAUAUAUAUCUAUUUAUAUCCUCUAUCACAUUUUUCUGAAUCUGAGAUUGCGAUUAGUCGUACAUUAUUCAUUCUGCAAUUGACAGGUAAAAAUGCUCCCAAUUCUAGUUAUGAGAGCUAUGAUGGUUGUAGGGGUGGCAUAUGCUUAAUUUGUUUGUUUGUUCAAGGAGAAUCACUAAAUAUUGUUCAUGUAAGAUCUUGUAUUUGUUACUUUAAUCAGUCAAAGUGAAAAAUUCAUAGAUUUUUUCAUGAGUUAUAGAUUUCUUUUUCUAUAUACUCUUCCUCACAUUUCAUUACUCAGUAUUUGAUACAUUUGACAUAAAGCCUAAAGAUUAUCUCCAAGAUCAAAUUAGUUUUAUCAGUUGGUUGCAACUGAAAGGAUCUGGAUAUUAGUUUUAUAGUCACACACACACACACACACACACACACAGACAUUUCAAACUGGCAAUUUAUAAAAGCAUGAGCAAGGGAGUACAACUGAAAGUGAGAUGGUGAUGUAGGACAAUCUAUAAGGUUUAAGAAAGGAAGAUGAAGAAUAAGAGGAUAGCCAUAUACAUUUUCAUGUUUGCUCUAUCAAAAGUAGGAUUGGACCUAUUUUGCUGGGAAAUCCAUUCUCACCUUUCCUGCUCAUCAAGCUCACAUGCCAGCUCUUCCUUGACACUACCCAGGUGAGAUCUCAGUCACAUCUAUUGUUUUAAAAAACAUCCACAUAAGCCCCUUAUACUGGAAUAUUCUUUUGUAGAGGUACUGUGUCGUUGCAUUGUCUAAGUUAUCAUGAUUGGAUUAGACUAAUUUCUGCCUGAAACAAACAAGAUGCAUAUUUUCUGUAUUGUGUAGAUCAAUCUGAUGAUUGCACAUAUUAGGGUUGUUAUGACAAGGAAAAAUAGGAAAAGUUAUUAUUAAUCAUAUUUUUUGAUUGAGCACCUUUCUUGUCUCAGUAGACAAUGUAACAAGUUAAUGUAAAAAUAAUAGGAAUGUUUCCAUUAAGCAGCUUACUAUUUGCAAAACGAUGCAUAGGAUAGUAAAGUUAAAGACUCAAUUGAGCUCAAACCUUACUCACUGUUUUGAAGAGAUCGGAGUGGAUUCUUCUUUCUACUCUUAUCUGAACUUAGUAAUCUUCUUGAUUUUCAUUACAUGCUAGUAUGCUCUACUGAAAUUGUUCGAUGGUUUGUUGAAUAUUGCUGGACUUCCCAGAGAAAACUUGAGGCAGUUUUGUAAAUUACCUAACUCUAACCGAAAAGUUUUUCCAUCUUAACUUUAGUGUAAGCUCAUGCUAAUAGGAACACUACUGGUUAUUCUUGUUUUAGAUAUGCCUAGGAUCUAAAUCUGUGGUUGUUACAAAAAACUUUGUUAAACAGAAUGACCUUUUAACCAACCAAACUAUAAAUUGCUUCUGUGGUCUUAUAUUACCUUUUAGCCACUACACGUUAUGGGAAGAACAGCUAUAAUGCUGUUAUAUGUCAAUAUAGUUUUAAAUUUAUACUUUUUUUGCUUGUGACAAGAAAUACUUAUGAUAUGCUAUCAAAUGACCUUUGAAUUGAAAGCCACUCUACUUUCUUUCUGCAAUUUCACUACUGUAUGUCGAUCCCUUCUCUAGAUACCCUCUUAUCAAUUCUAAUAUGCUAUACUUACUCUCUUGUCAUCUGAAAUACUUAUGUUAUCAAAUGACCUUUGAAUUGAAAGCUACUCUACUUUCUUUCUGCAUUUCACAACUGUAGGCUAAUCCCUUCUCAAGAUGCCCUCUUAUCAUUUCUAAUAUGCUAUACUUUCUCUCUUGUUAUCUGUGGCAAGUUCAUUUGGCCUUUGAACUGGAAGCCACACUUUUUCCUCUGUUGUUCCAGUGAAUUAUUCUAUUUUAUCAUUAUAUUAUAAUCUAAAUCCAUGCUUUAAUUUAGUUAUCAUUAGAUUAAUUCUGUCAUGUUAUAUUUUUAAAAUGUUUUACCUAUUAUUAUGUUGUUUUAUCAAGUGAGCUUUGGUACAAAUCACUUGUCAACUUGCAGCAAGAUUUUGCAGUCCCAUUUAAAGAUGUGCUUCAGGAAAUUGAACUAUGGAUGCAGAGUGAUUGCUUAUGAGAAAAGGAUCAAUGAGUCUCAUUUACUAGUGGAGAUUUUGAACUCGAAGACCGACUCCUGAGCAUUGCAAGGUUUCAAUGUAUUCCGAUCGAUUAUACAAUUUCACCUGUGUUCUUGGAAAAUUCGUUAUUAGUUUGUUCUUCAACGUAUGCUCAUUUUACUGCAAACACUAGUCUGUCAGCUCCUGAUGAUGCAGAGUUUCUUUUGAACUGAAUUGCUGUUUCUCUACUGUUCCAACACAAUCAAUGAGAAAGAUAAUAACCACGGCAAAUUUGUAUUUCAA
Zingiber officinale is the source of this 5049-nucleotide messenger RNA. Its product is annotated as pentatricopeptide repeat-containing protein At5g24830-like. The transcript has 6 exons. The record is from RefSeq and is a predicted model, not a curated record. NCBI's taxonomy places the organism in Eukaryota, Viridiplantae, Streptophyta, Magnoliopsida, Zingiberales, Zingiberaceae. Bases 514 to 2607 code for a protein of 697 amino acids. Gene Ontology annotation, molecular function: protein binding.